This is a messenger RNA of Pedinophyceae sp. YPF-701, 2340 nucleotides long. The record is from the annotation of a GenBank genome assembly. NCBI's taxonomy places the organism in Eukaryota, Viridiplantae, Chlorophyta, Pedinophyceae.
AUGGAGGCGACCUCAGGAGACGGCGCGGCCGCGAAGCCCGCCAUGCUGGACCUCGCAGCGGACGGCCAUCGCAUGGGCGCCGGCAAUGGCACCGCUGCCGGCGGCUCCCAGAUCGAACGCCCGUACAGCCCCGCGCUCCACCGGCCCGCGCGGCCCCCCAUGAACGCCGUGAACGGGGACCACAGCCGCGGACGCCUGCUCAAGGACCGCCUCCGCCUCGUGAAGAAGCACGACGCGGACGGCCGCACGCGCUACGAGAUCCUCCCCAUCAAGGCCCAGCUGUCGUUCGACAAGGGCUUCUACGUCUUCAUCCGCGCCAUCCAGAUCCUCACUGCCAAAGUACAGGACGGCGUCAUCAUUGUGGGCAUCGCCGGGCCAUCCGGGUCCGGCAAGACGUCCUUCUGCGAGAAGAUCCGCGCGUUCCUCCCGGGCGUGUCCAUCCUGCACAUGGACAACUACAACGACGGCACGCGCGUCGUGGACGGCAACUUCGACGACCCGCGCCUGACCGACUACGACACGCUGCUAGACAACCUCCGCGGGCUCCGCGAGGGCCGCGCCGUGCAGGCCCCGAUCUACGACUUCAAGCAGUCCAAGCGCGUCGGCUACACCGAGGUCGCGGUGCCCUCCUCGCGCGUGGUGAUCAUCGAGGGCAUCUACGCCCUGAGCGAGCGCCUGCGGCCGCUGCUGGACCUGCGCGUGUCGAUCACGGGCGGCGUGCACUUCGACCUCGUCAAGCGCGUCCUGCGCGACAUCAACCGGUCCGGGCAGGCCCCCGAGGUCAUCAUCCAGCAGGUCGCGGACACGGUGUAUCCUAUGUACAAGGCGUUCAUCGAGCCCGACUUGCAGCGGGCGCACCUGCGCGUGUACAACACGUUCAACCCGUUCUCCGGGUUCAUGGACGCGACGUUCAUCCUGAAGUCGGACCGCGACCUGACGGAGGCGCAGGUCGAGGCCGUGCUGAGUCAGCAGGAGGGGGGGUUUUCCAAGGAGACGUCCGACUCGGUCGACAUCUACCUGCUGCCGCCGCACGAGGACCUGGAGACGUGCACGACGUGGCUGCGGAUGCGGAACCGCGAGGGGCGGUACUCGCUGAUGUUCGAGGAGACGGUCGUGGAGGGGGAGUUUAUGAUUAGUCCCCGCAUCUCCUUCGAGGUGUCGGUGCGGCUCCUCGGGGGCCUCAUGGCGCUCGGGUACUCGAUCGGGACCAUCAUGAAGCGCCGCUCCAUCGCCUGGUCGUCCAACGUCGACCCGCACACCGUCGUCAAGAUGGACGAGAUUGAACACAUGCCGCGGAGGUACAUCCAGGUGCAGGCCAAGAGCCGGAACGCCGCGGCGCAGCUCGGGCAGGCGCUGGGGCUCGAGGGGACGUACAUUCCGCAGACGUACAUCGAGCAGGCGCAGAUGCAGAAGCUCACGAAGUCGUUUCAGUUGGAGGCGGCGGAUCUGCGGAACCAGCUCAACCUGGACGAGGACGCGCUCGGGACGUCGCCGCUCGUGGCGUCGAUGUCGCUCGGGCUGAGCCCGCCGCGGGACUUCGGCGGGCGGGACCGCCGCAGCGCGCACAGCGGCUCGCGGGCGGCUGCGAGCCUGGGCAGCGGUGUGGAGACGGAGGUCUCCGGCGACGAGGGGAGCCUCGGCGGGGACGGGUUCGAGGAGCAGGCGGCGGGGCGGAUGUCCGAGGAGGGCGCGGGGUCGCGCGGGUCGUCCGCGGUGGACCGCGGGAGCGGCAGCAGCAAGGGCGCGGGCACGGGGCUCCUGAGUCAGCAGAUUCGGCUGCCGCGGUCGACCCGGGCGUCGAGCGCGGGGAUGCACCACUCCGGCGCGGUGUGGGACCGGCACGGCUCGCGCGCGGCGCCGUUCGCGGUGCAUGCGGUGACGGACGUGCGAAAGAUAGAAGGGACUUUGGGAGCCUUGGAACAAAAGGUGGACUCGAUUGUGGCGAUGAACUCGGAGGCCCGGGAGCACCUGAGCAGCCGGCGGCACAGUCCGAGGAGCGCGGACCGCGACGGCGCGGCGGCGGAGGCGAUAGAGCGGCUGGGGAAGGAUUUGAUGGGUGCGGUGGCGACGCUGCAGGCGGGGCAGGCAGCGCAGCAGGAGGUGCUGUCGCGGCUGGUGCUGCAGCACGAGGCGAUCGGGCGGCGUCUGGGGGAGCUCGCGGAGCGGGAGGACCGCGUGGCGGAGCGGGCGGCGGCGGCGGCGGUGCGGCGCAGUGCGCAGGAGGCGGCGUCGCUGUGGGGCGGCGCGGCGGGGAGCCGGACGGUGGUGGCGGCGCUGACGGGCGGCGUCGCGUGCGGCGCUGCGCUCGCGUGGCUGCUCGGCGGGAGGCCGAGGGCGUAG